This is a messenger RNA of Daucus carota subsp. sativus, 2424 nucleotides long. Its product is annotated as probable CoA ligase CCL6. Gene Ontology annotation, molecular function: long-chain fatty acid-CoA ligase activity. Gene Ontology annotation, biological process: wax biosynthetic process; fatty acid metabolic process; cutin biosynthetic process. The transcript is spliced from 19 exons. The record is from RefSeq and is a predicted model, not a curated record. Gene Ontology annotation, cellular component: endoplasmic reticulum; membrane. Bases 228 to 2216 code for a protein of 662 amino acids. Lineage: Eukaryota; Viridiplantae; Streptophyta; Magnoliopsida; Apiales; Apiaceae.
AUCUAUAUUAUGCAUACAGCUUUAUUCACUAUGUCAUGGAAGACUAUGAGUAGUGCAAGAAAUUAAGGCCAGAUUUAUAUCUCUACCAACUACUUUCUUGUGCAAUCCAUAUCUAGCAAAUCUCCUUGUCAUUUAUAUUUAAUAGCUUGCUGGUAGCUAGUACUGCAAUAUAUAAGCAGCAUUGUGAGUUUAUUAGGCUGCAUAAGUUUUUUACAGGCUUCAAGAUAAUGUCGUCGACUGCGGUGUAUACGGUGGAAGUUGAAGGCUCUCGACCCCCGGCAGCUGGAAAGCCGUCUGCAGGCCCGGUGUACCGGUGCAUUUAUGCCAAAGAUGGUCUCAUGGAUGUACCCUCUCAAUAUAAUUCCCCCUGGGACUUGUUUAGUGAAUCAGUCAAAAGAAACCCCAAGAAUCGAAUGCUUGGCCGUCGUCAGCUAAAUGAAAAGAAGGCAGGCCCAUAUACAUGGAUCACAUAUGAGGAGGCUUAUGAGACUACUCUCCGCAUUGGAUCCGCUAUCAGAAGCCGUGGUGUUAAUCCUGGAGAUCGUUGUGGAAUAUAUGGAGCUAACUGCCCACAGUGGAUAAUGGCAAUGGAGGCAUGUAACAGCCAUGUAAUUUCCUGCGUGCCCCUCUAUGAUACACUUGGUGCUAAUGCUGUGGAGUUUAUCAUUAACCAUGCAGAAGUCUCAAUAGCUUUUAUUCAAGAGAACAAACUACCAGCGGUACUAAAAUGUCUCCCAAAUUGCACAGCUCAUCUUAAAACCAUUGUUAGCUUUGGGACAAUUUCCAGCACUCAAAAGAAGGAGGUUGAGGAACUUGGCAUAGAUUGCUUCUCUUGGGAGGAGUUUGCACUUCUGGGACAUCUGGAUCAUGAACUACCUGCUAGACAGAGAACUGAUACUUGUACAAUAAUGUAUACUAGUGGAACAACAGGAGAGCCAAAGGGAGUCAUUCUAAGUAAUGGGUCCUUCGUUGGAGAAGUUUUGUCAAUGCACCAACUACUUGUGGAAACAGAUAAACCUGGCUCACCUGAAGAUACAUACUUUUCAUUCCUUCCUCUCGCUCACAUUAUGGAUCAGAUUCUAGUGACCUACUGGAUCUACAGUGGUUCUUCAGUAGGAUUUUGGCAAGGGGAUAUCAGAUAUUUGAUUCCAGACCUUCUUGAAUUGAAACCAACUGUAUUCUGCGGCGUUCCCAGAGUUUAUGACCGCAUAUACACUGGUGUGAUGGAUAAAAUUGAACAAGGAGGUACACUGAAGAAGAUGCUAUUUCAGUAUGCUUAUAGCUACAAGCUAGGAAAUCUUGAGAAGGGUUACAGACAAGAAGAAGCAGCUCCUCUCAUGGAUAAAAUUGUUUUUGAUAAGAUCAAACAAGCAUUUGGAGGAAGGGUUCGUCUUAUGUUGUCUGGAGCUGCACCGUUGCCAAGGCAUUUGGAGGAGUUUCUUAGGGUGACAUGUUGUACCGUUUUGUCACAAGGAUAUGGCCUUACUGAAAGUUGUGGUGGAUGCUUCACCUCGAUAGCCAAUGUGAUCUCUAUGCUAGGAACUGUAGGUGUGCCCAUGACAACCAUUGAAGCGAGGCUUGAAUCAGUGCCUGAGAUGUCUUAUGAUGCUUUAGCCGCUGUGCCACGUGGAGAAAUCUGUCUGCGAGGAACAACAUUAUUUUCUGGGUACCACAAGCGGCAGGAUCUUACUAAGGAGACCCUUGUAGAUGGAUGGCUUCAUACAGGUGACAUCGGAGAAUGGCAGCCUAAUGGUUCAAUGAAAAUAAUCGACAGAAAGAAAAACAUAUUCAAGUUAUCUCAAGGCGAAUAUGUUGCAGUGGAAAAUAUUGAAAGCACAUAUUCGCGAUGCCCCCUCGUGACCACAGUCUGGGUCUAUGGCAACAGUUUCGAGUCCUUUCUUGUGGCUGUGGUGGUUCCUGAGAGAAAACCCCUUGAGGAUUGGGCCGCAGCUAAUAAUCUUUCUGGAGAUUUCCAAUCAUUGUGCCAAAAUGGGAAAGCGAAAAAAUACAUUUUGGAAGAACUUAAUAGCCUUGGCCGGAAAGAAAAACUCCGAGGUUUUGAGAUGUUGAGAGCUGUUUAUCUGGAACCAAUGCCUUUCGACAUUGAACGAGAUUUGGUGACUCCAACAUUUAAGCUAAAGAGGCCUCAGCUGCUUAAGCACUACAAGGAGUGCAUAGAUCAGCUGUACAUUGAAGGGAAGGCAGGAAAUGCAUAGUACAUUUACACUGAAUUAUUAUUUGUGAGCAUCCAAUACUUAAAGUUGUGAACUCUUCUGGAAUACAUUGUUAGUGUAAUAAUUUCUGUGAAUCUGAUGAUGCUCUUGUAUUGUAUAUAUGAAGUCCUAAAUCCCAAGGGAAAUACAUAUGUAUGAAGUCCCAAAUUCUGGGGGAAACACAUUUGUAUUAUACUCGUUGUCUCGUCAA